AAUUUUUUAACUACGGCCUCUCAGCUUGGACCGAAGGCCGACAUUUCCGGACUCAAAAUUUUGGGCCUAACAUCAUCUCUGUUUCCACCUCCCCAAGAUAGCACUCCUCCAUAUCCAUUAUCCGAUGUUUUUUCAAUCUAUUUCUCAGCAACUUUUAUUUGGAGACACAUUUCAUUGAUAGAUCUACAAAUUCAAUACCCAGAAAAUUUUUCCACUGUAGCACAAAAAUGAGUUCAUCCAAGACUCCGAGGAAAUUACAGGUGGCCUCACCAGUCCCAGCAGACAUUGAUAUUGCCAACUCUAUUGAACCUUUCCACAUCUCUGAGAUUGCCAAAGAAGUCAAUCUCAGCCCCAACCACUACGAUCUAUAUGGCAAAUACAAAGCCAAGGUGAUGUUGUCAGUAGUAGAUGAACUUCAAGGAAGUGGAGAUGGGUACUAUGUGGUGGUUGGAGGGAUUAGUCCAACACCUCUCGGGGAAGGAAAGUCAACCACCACUGUUGGACUCUGUCAAGCUUUGGGAGCUUUUCUUGAUAAAAAGGUUGUCACCUGCCUUCGUCAACCAUCACAAGGACCAACUUUUGGAAUUAAAGGGGGUGCUGCAGGUGGUGGUUACAGUCAAGUGAUCCCAAUGGAUGAAUUCAAUCUUCACUUAACAGGGGAUAUCCAUGCAAUAACAGCUGCGAACAACCUUUUAGCUGCUGCCAUUGAUACCCGAAUUUUUCAUGAAUCAACCCAAAGUGAUAAAGCUCUUUUCAACCGGUUAUGUCCACCAAACAAAGAAGGUAACCGCAGCUUUAGCAAUAUAAUGUUUAGGCGUUUGAAGAAACUUGGUAUCUCCAAGACCAAACCUGAGGAUCUUACUGCAGAGGAAGUCAAAAAGUUUGCUAGGCUUGAUAUUGAUCCUGCUUCUAUCACGUGGAGAAGAGUUAUGGAUGUCAAUGAUCGGUUCUUGAGGAAGAUUACAGUUGGUCAGGGCCCUGAAGAGAAAGGGAUGGUGAGAGAAACUGGAUUUGAUAUUUCUGUUGCUAGUGAGAUAAUGGCAGUUUUGGCUCUGACAACUUCUCUGGCUGAUAUGAGAGAGAGGCUUGGAAAAAUGGUGAUUGGGAAUAGCAAGGCUGGUGACCCUGUUACUGCUGAUGACCUUGGUAUUGGAGGUGCUUUAACUGUAUUAAUGAAAGAUGCCAUAAACCCUACUUUGAUGCAGACUCUUGAAGGAACCCCUGUUCUUGUCCAUGCGGGUCCUUUUGCAAAUAUUGCUCAUGGGAAUUCUUCUAUUGUGGCUGAUAAGAUUGCUCUAAAGCUGGUGGGACCAGGUGGUUUUGUGGUCACAGAAGCAGGCUUUGGUGCCGAUAUUGGAACUGAGAAGUUUAUGAAUAUCAAAUGUCGAUAUAGUGGGCUAUUCCCUCAAUGUGCUGUUAUUGUGGCAACAAUAAGGGCCCUCAAAAUGCACGGCGGAGGGCCACAAGUUGUAGCUGGGAAGCCUCUUGAUCAUGCCUACGUAACUGAGAAUGUCGCUCUUGUUGAAGCUGGUUGUGUGAAUCUGGCUAGGCACAUCUCAAACACAAAAGCUUAUGGCGUCAAUGUUGUGGUAGCCGUGAACAUGUUCUCAACUGAUUCCGAGGCUGAACUAAAUGUAGUCAGAAAUGCAGCAAUGGCUGCUGGGGCAUUUGAUGCUGUAGUUUGUACUCAUCAUGCCCAUGGUGGAAAAGGAGCGGUAGACCUUGGCAUUGCAGUUCAAAGAGCCUGUGAGAAUGUGACACAGCCAUUGAAAUUCUUGUAUCCUUUGGAUAUUGGCAUCAAAGAGAAGAUAGAAGCAAUAGCGAAGUCUUACGGGGCCAGUGGUGUUGAAUACUCCGAACAGGCUGAGAAACAGAUUGAGAUGUACAGCAAGCAAGGGUUUUCUGGUCUGCCAAUCUGCAUGGCGAAAACCCAGUAUUCAUUUUCACACGAUCCUUCUCAAAAGGGAGCCCCAACUGGGUUCGUCUUACCAAUCAGGGAUGUAAGGGCAAGCAUUGGAGCUGGAUUCAUUUAUCCUUUAGUUGGGGCAAUGAGCACAAUGCCUGGGCUACCUACAAGGCCUUGCUUUUACGAUAUUGAUCUCGAUACGGCCACCGGAAGGGUUAUUGGUCUUUCUUGAGGGUCAUGUGAUCUCUAUGGAGUUUGGAUGACUUUCCCACUUGUUGAUUAUAUGGUGGAAAAUAUUCGAACGAAGUCCAAGUUGGAGCUCAGCUCCCUUCCCCGUUGCAGUUGCUCAAACAUUUGGUACUGUUCUUUGCCAUCUUGUUUUCUGUAUCUCACACAGAUAUAACUUGCGAAUAAAGAUAAACAUUCUUGUUGGUA
This is a messenger RNA of Cornus florida, 2341 nucleotides long. RefSeq names its product formate--tetrahydrofolate ligase. The coding region runs from base 228 to 2138 and encodes 636 amino acids. NCBI's taxonomy places the organism in Eukaryota, Viridiplantae, Streptophyta, Magnoliopsida, Cornales, Cornaceae. Gene Ontology annotation, molecular function: formate-tetrahydrofolate ligase activity; ATP binding. The transcript has 5 exons. The record is from RefSeq and is a predicted model, not a curated record.